UCCGAACGACAGCGAAGCGGUCUUCCUCCGCUGAGACACUCUCCCAGAGCCUGCUUCCUCCCCUUCUCCCAUGGUCAUUUCGUCAACCCCCCUGGCCAUCGUUGAUGAGGAGUCUCGAGAUAGAAGCGGUUUGGCCGGCGCCGAGGCCCUGUUCCCCUCGACCGUGUUCUCGACCCAAUGUCCGCCGUUUGACUGGCGCCCUCGAACGAACGGAGCUGUCCACCACCUCAGGACCCCUUCCUCGGUAAUCAGGCCAGGCUCCACUCCGCCCGCUUCCUGAUCGCGCCGUCCCCUCCCAAUCCUUCUGUUGCACAUGUUCGUGUAAUCGCGCGCGCAUUCACGCCACCGCGACCGUGCUGUGCGUAUCUGGACCUGUGCGAAUGCGUCAUUGCGAGGCGUGGAAUUGGGGUGAGCGCCUUACGGCCUCCUCGACAAUCGUGUCCGCAGGUGUUGGCUGCAGCUCCAUUAGGGAUGGACGGCAGAGGGAUAAAAGCGCGUACUGGACGAGGGGGAGUCUCCAAGCUCACAGCUACAGUCGAAGCUCCUCCUCCUUCCUCCUCCUCACCGAACCUCUUCGUCCGAUCUCCAAACUCCCGAGAUGUUCACUAAGACCGUUGUCCUCGCUGUGACCCUCGCCUCUGCGUUCUCUGUCGCGACUGCGGCAGCCGCAAACCCGGUGUACACCGGCAGUGCGAUGCUCGGGUUCUACCAAGUCACGGCGUGCGACUGCCCGCCCUGGAACGGCCCGUUCGCGGCUGCCAUGCCCAUCGAGCUCACUUACGGCUUCGUCUGCUGCAACGAUCAGAUCACCGUCACCAUGGGCGGGGUGAGCACCACGGCUGUGUUCUCCGGGUACUUCGAUGGCGGCGAGGGCACGCAGAACAUCGCGCUGAGCCCGGUCGCGUUUACCUCCAUCUCGGGCACGCCCCAGGCCGUCGAGAUGGACGACGCAACCUGGUCGUUCAUCUGAGCGGAGCCGCGCAAAAAUGCACGAAACGGGUAUAUAAUUAAUUACUCGGACGGACAUAGAAUUCUCUUCGUUUGUUCGCGAACACUGCAGAUACAUACUUAGAUUGCGUGCUUUCUGUCUCCUGUUGUGUGUGUGUGGAAAUAUGAUGAUUGUUCUCACAUUAAAAUGAAGCUCUC
Molecule: messenger RNA, 1146 nt
Organism: Mycena citricolor
Lineage: Eukaryota; Fungi; Basidiomycota; Agaricomycetes; Agaricales; Mycenaceae
Source: the annotation of a GenBank genome assembly